Molecule: messenger RNA, 974 nt
Organism: Suillus subaureus
Lineage: Eukaryota; Fungi; Basidiomycota; Agaricomycetes; Boletales; Suillaceae
Exons: 2
Coding region: 210-749 (179 amino acids)
Source: RefSeq, a predicted model, not a curated record
AAUGCAUUCCAUUCCAUACUCCCCCUCAUCACCUGUGCCCAAUUGGGACACACUUGAUCGACGGCAAAUGCGUCCCACUCACUCCUCCCCCUCCUCAUCUGUGCCCGAGCGGGACACACUUGGUCGACGGCCAGUGCGUUCCAUUCACUGGUCCCUGCCCUCAGACAUGUGGCAAUGGACAUGGCGGUGUCGAACCCUCUUGCACGUGCAUGAAUCCUCCAGUCUGUGGACAUGGCAAACAUUUAGGCAUCAAAUAUGGCCAUUGCUAUAUCCUCUCCUUCUCCGAUGGCGAGCAGCUUGGCAUCGACCGGGACCACACCGACUACAAGAAAAACGGUUUCUUCGUCGAUAUCCCCUUCAAAGUCUGCAAUUCCACCACUGAUUGCUCGCGUGGAAAGGAGGUUGAGAUGGGACAGGUGUUCUCCCUCCAAGAUCAGCAUGGCUUGUACAAAGACCUACUGUCAACGAAAGGGUGGAUUAAUGACGCCACUGGUGGCGCCCACAUGGAAUUCACCACUGAUACCACCCAUGUCGGUAAAUUCACGGGUAUCCCUACUUGUGCUGGCGGUGAAUGCGCUCUUCAACUGCAUGGUAGUCCCAAUGGCGGUGCAUUGUCAUAUGCUUGCCCGAUGCCCGGGCCCGGACUGACAUUGUAUGGCAAUCCCAAAGUUGGUCAGAAACUUCGCUUCUCUGAGGUGACAUGCGACGAAUAUGAGGUCCCUUUGACUUCUGGCAUCAACCUGAACUAAGGCUGAAAGGAAUUUGGCACGUGCUGCACGGUUUCAUUCUGACAUACUAUGCCCCGUUCUGAUAACAAUCUUGCGCUGAUUCUUGUUAUGUUUUAUUUGUAUUUGUGGUCUCCCAUUUUUCUUCUUCAAACGGGCUUGAAUUUUUCUGGAGAUGACUAUGUUUGAUCGCUGUGUAUACACGUAGAUAGCGGAAUUUGAUUGACCCUCGUGAUUUCGAUAUGGAUA